CCAUAAUCCCCGGACUCUCCCAGAUUCUCUCCGCAUAUUGCCGCCAGCCCAUGCCCACAACGUCCAAGCUACGGAAUAGUGGUUUUAUAAUGUCAAUUUAAUCUUUAAUUUUCUUGGCUGACUUGAAACAAUGCCAUUCCUAGAUGUAGAUAUAAAGCCUUAUUAGGCCACUCUUCUGCCUUAGUUAGAUCCGACUUGCUGGAUCCUCCUCUACUAGGCUUGUGUCAGGUUCCGUGCUUCAAACGCGGGAAAGGGUGAUAGUCGAACUUCGUUAAAUUGCCCUACCUAAUACCAUGACAAUUCUGAUUGGCAAGCCCUUGCAAUGGGCUAUUACGUCCACGGCUGGUGCAGGAUUCCUGCUGUUCGGUUAUGAUCAGGGUGUUAUGUCCGGUCUGUUGACUGGCGCCGCGUUCACCAAGCAAUUUCCUGAAAUCGACACCACCGAGAGCGGCAAUGGGAGUUCGAGUCUGCAGGGAACAGUUGUUGCUAUAUAUGAAAUUGGGUGUUUCUUCGGUGCAAUCUUCUGCUUUAUAUUUGGCGAGAAAAUUGGUCGUCGUUGGUCUAUAAUGAUUGGCUGCCUUAUCCUAGCCAUCGGUGGUGCCUUGCAAGCCUCCGCUUACAGCAUUCCUCACUUGAUCGUUGGAAGGAUUGUAGCUGGCCUGGGAAAUGGCAUGAACACUAGUACGAUUCCUGUGUGGCACUCCGAACUUAUGAAAGCAGAUGCACGGGGAAAAGGGCUGUGUGUCGAGCUUGCCAUCAACAUUUUCGGUGUCAUGACAGCGUACUGGGUCGAUUAUGGUCUAUCCUUUGUAACCAAUGAAGCACAGUUCCGGUUUCCCCUGGCUUUGCAAAUUCUGUUUGCGCUUGUCGCUUGUGUUGGUGUAUUGAUUCUCCCAGAAUCGCCUCGAUGGCUCCUGGCUCAUGACAGAACCGACGAGGCAAGACAAAUCAUCUGGGCGGUUCAGGCUAAUGCCAAAACACUCGAUAUCAAUGAUGCAACUAUAGAUAAAGAAAUCGACGAAAUCCAGUAUGCCAUCACGAAAGAGAGAGAAGCUGCCACUCAUGGUGGCUUCAAGACGAUCUUCACAAACGGGCCUCAACGCUUCUUUCACCGAACCCUACUUGGAAUCGGCGGUCAGUUCAUGCAGCAACUGUCCGGUAUUAAUCUCAUCACCUACUACGCCCCCGUUAUCUUCCAGCAAUCUGUCGGACUGUCACAUGAUUUGUCGCUCCUGCUAGCCGGUUUUAACGGCGUCGCGUACUUCUUCUCGUCUCUCGUACCCAUCUGGAUCAUUGAUCGACUCGGUCGCCGUAAGCUCAUGCUUUUUGCGGCUGCGGGCCAAGCCGCCUGCAUGGCGAUCUUGGCCGGCACAGUAUCGAACGGGUCUAAGCCUGCGGGUAUCGUUGCAAUUGUAGUGCUCUUUUUGUUCAACUUUUUCUUCGCUGUCGGUCUACUUGCAAUUCCAUGGCUACUACCCGCUGAAUAUGCUCCUCUGGCCAUUCGGACGCAGUCCGCUGCGCUUGCCACAGCUUCAAAUUGGAUCUUUACCUUCCUCGUCGUCGAGAUAACUCCUGUUAGUAUCACCAACAUUCAGUGGCGCACGUACAUUUAUUUUGCCGUUUUCAACGCGUUCUUCUUACCGCUCAUAUACUUUUUUUACCCCGAAACCCAAAAUCUUUCCCUCGAGAAGAUUGAUAAGUUAUUCGAGGGCGAUAAGGUCAAGCUUCACUGGACUCCGGAUCUCGGCGAACCAGAUAACUUGGCACAGACCACGAGUAUUUCUAAGGAGGUGUCGCAGAGCGGCAGAACAAGGACGGAAUAUGUCGAAAAGCAAGAUGUAUAGGAAUAUAUUUUAGGCCUAUUACGACGUGGAAUUGUUCCCGGUAUUAUAUUCGCAGCACUCCUUGCAUAUAGAUACACCUAGUCUAAAAUGAGAGAAGUAUUAAGCUAACAGUGAAGACCACUAAAAAGAGUGUGUGUAAUUAUCACCUUCAAGAUCAUGACAU
Xylaria bambusicola is the source of this 2007-nucleotide messenger RNA. RefSeq names its product general substrate transporter. NCBI's taxonomy places the organism in Eukaryota, Fungi, Ascomycota, Sordariomycetes, Xylariales, Xylariaceae. Gene Ontology annotation, molecular function: carbohydrate:proton symporter activity. The record is from RefSeq and is a predicted model, not a curated record. Bases 294 to 1844 code for a protein of 516 amino acids. Gene Ontology annotation, biological process: transmembrane transport; carbohydrate transport. The transcript is spliced from 8 exons. Gene Ontology annotation, cellular component: membrane.